UCUCCCUCUGGCAAGCUCGGCGAGUGGAGUCAGGAAAGGACGCGCCACACCAGCUGUCCGCCGACCCCCAAUCCCGGCCCCACCCCGCGUCCAUGGCCGCACCCGGACCCCGCGCCUUGCGAGCUGCUCUCUGCGGCGGUUGUUGUUACUUCCUCCUGUGUACCCAGCUGGUUAUAGCUGGUAAAGGAGCUCGUGGCUUCGGGCGAGGAGCCCUGAUCCGCCUGAAUAUCUGGCCUACUGCCCAAGGGGGCUGCAAACACCUGGGACACUGUGACCUUUGUGUGGACAAAGCACACAACGUCUCCAUUUGCGUUUGGCAGCAAUGUGGUCCGGAGAAGCCAGGACACUGUGUGGCCCAAGCAGAGGGAGUCAAGGAAGGCUGCUCUGUCUAUAAUCGCUCGGAGUCAUGCCCAGCUCCCCACCACCAUCCCACCCAUGAACCGAAGACAAGUACAACAGGGAGCCCACCGGUCCCUGAAGCCCACAGCCCUGGUUUUGAUGGCGCCAGCUUCAUCGGGGGCAUUGUACUGGUACUGAGUCUGCAAGCAACAGCCUUCUUUGUGCUGCGUUUCUUCAAGGCCAAGGACGGCACUUACCAGACACUGUGA
Acomys russatus (golden spiny mouse) is the source of this 608-nucleotide messenger RNA. RefSeq names its product CD164 molecule like 2 (gene Cd164l2). Gene Ontology annotation, cellular component: cytoplasmic vesicle. NCBI's taxonomy places the organism in Eukaryota, Metazoa, Chordata, Mammalia, Rodentia, Muridae. The record is from RefSeq and is a predicted model, not a curated record. The transcript has 5 exons. Bases 93 to 608 code for a protein of 171 amino acids.